Trichogramma pretiosum is the source of this 8614-nucleotide messenger RNA. RefSeq lists its product as uncharacterized. The transcript is spliced from 10 exons. NCBI's taxonomy places the organism in Eukaryota, Metazoa, Arthropoda, Insecta, Hymenoptera, Trichogrammatidae. The record is from RefSeq and is a predicted model, not a curated record. Bases 848 to 5584 code for a protein of 1578 amino acids.
ACACUCAGUCUCGGUUCUGCUCUCAGCCAGUUCGCAUCGAUUUUUAUGCCUCUCGCACUAUAUACAUACAAAGACGUACAUAGCCGCCCGCCCGCCAGCCACAAGCGAGUCUCGCGCAGCGUAUAGCAGCUCCUCGCCUUCUUUAUACGCACGCGCGUGGCUGCUAAAGCGAAUUUGCAGUUUGCACAGCAGCAGCAUAGCACGCACACACUGUAGCCACUCUAACAUAUACAGACACACAGAUAGAGCACACACGGAGCCAAGCUGGCAGACUCUUCACUCUCCUCGCAGCUUUUUCGCGCAUUACAUGUACUUCGGAGCAGUGGCCAUACAGCAGCAACGGAAUAGUGCUCCGCAGCACGCCAGAGCCAACGCCAGUCAGCAGCAGCAGCGACGCUUUCUCGCUUUUAUCGUUGUUUUGACUCCUCGCUGUUUACAGAACAGCAGUGCGCUUACACCGUGAGCUGCAGAAAGGGCAGUGCGCGAGCGAACGAAAGAAAGAGACAGACGGACGAACCGAGCGGACUAGCCGCUUGCGUAAACACAGUGACGUAUUAAAAUAUAAAAAUAUUAAAAAAAAAUCUUGCUAAAUGUUUAGCAGGCUCCGUAAUUAAUAUAUUUAAGCAGUGAUCGUAUCGUAUUGUAUUGUAAAUAUAAUAUAUCGUAACAUAACAUAUCGUUCUCUGUGUGCGUCGGUGUUUGUUGUUUUCGUCGUUACAUGUGCUUGAUAAAAGGGGGUGCGCGUCCACUAAACGAACAGACAGUACACAAACGUUAUCGACAAGUGAAUCCGUAAAGUUUUCGGGAAGCGUCAGUGAGUAAUGAGCUCGGCGCAUCAUCCACAAGUAUGAGCUGUAGCGUCAAGCAGAUCACCAGUGCAGCGGCCAAGAGCUGGAGCAGCAGCAACGGCAGCGCUAACCCGAGUCAAAGUACCUCUCAGGGAGGCAACAGCGGCAGCGCUUCUACUCAGCAGACUCCGAAUCGUCGGAUCAAUUCCCUUGCCGAAGAGGUCGUUGUCACGAUCCCUGGCAACGGCGGCAGCAAUGCUUCGCCUCAGCAGCAGCAGCAACAGCCGCAGCAAUUAAUCGUCGCCGCGAGCGCAGCAGCAGCAGCAGCGGCGGCAGCGGCAGUGGCUAACAAUGCAGCAACGCAAAGUCAAAUUCAGCAGCGCACCAACAGACUGGCCUUAGCCAAGAAGGGCGAGGACACGGCCAAAUUGCUAAGAUACAUCGACGACAACGUCGUCGGCAAGAAUGGCACCUUUCUCGGGCCCUUUGGACGUCGCAAAGUUGUCUACUGCGACUAUACUGCCACAGGCCGAUCUCUGCAGUUUCUCGAAGACUACAUCGUAAAAGAAGUACUGCCGUAUUUAGGUGAUACAAGGGCUUCCACGACAAUAUGCAGCCUGCAGUCGUCGCUCUACAGGCACGAAGCCAGAGGAAUAGUGCGCCACGCGGUCGGCGCUGGAGACCAAGACGCCGUGCUGUUCACGGGCCAAGGCACGGCCGGUGCUCUGCGCUGUCUGCUGCGAAAUCUCGAUCUCAGCACGCCCACCUGCGUCUUCGUCGGUCCGUUCGAGCAUCACGCGAAUCUCAGACCUUGGCGCGAGUACCACGUUAGGCUGGUGCGCAUCGACGAGACCAGAGAGGGCUUCCUCGAUCUCAAUGACCUGGAGCGCAAGCUCAUCAAAGAGCGCGCGGAAAAUCCCACGUCCCGGAUGAUCGGCUACUUCAGCGCGGCCAGCUGCAUCACCGGCGUGCUCGCCGACGACGUGGCCACCACCUUGUUGCUCAGGCAGUACGGGGCUCUCAGCAUCUGGGACUACACCUCGGCAGCUCCUUACGUCAAGAUGGAGAUGAAUCCGAACCUGCCGGGCGUGGUCGAGACGUCGGUGCACAAAGACGCCAUCAUUUUCGCCGGCCACAAGUUCAUCGGUGGAGCUCAGUCGCCCGGUGUUCUGGUGGUCAAGCGCAGCCUCCUCAACGAGGACAUCACGGCCGAGGACAUGCGCGACUCGCAUCGCUACCUGCGCGACCCCGAGCUCCGAGACGAGAGCGGCACCGCGGGCGUCAUCGAGGCCAUCAGGUGCGGCCUGGCCGUCCAUCUGAAGGAGAACGUGACGCAUCAGGCCAUCGCCGCGAGGCAGGAGAAGAUCACCCGUCAGGUCUUGGCGCACGUGCGCACCAUCCCCGAGCUGACGCUGCUCGGCUGCAGCUCGCAGAACAUCAAGCGCUUGCCGACUUUCUCCUUCAUGGUGCGACAUCCGCGCGGCACCUAUCUCCAUCACAACUUCGUCUGCGCCGUGCUCAACGACGUUUUUGGCGUCCAGGCCCGUGGGGGAUGCGCUUGUGCCGGCAGAUACGCCCACGACCUCAUGGGUAUCGAUCACAAGCUGGCUAAAGAAUACGAGGCGCUGCUCUUGCAUAGGAGUGAAUUAAACACUCACGAAGAUACGAGUGCAGAAACUCUGCGUCCUGGCUUCGCCCGACUAACUUUCCCGUACUUCAUGUCCGAGGCAGAGGUUGCCUUCGUUCUCGAGGCCCUGAAGAUGGUCGCCACGGAGGGCUGGAAACUGCUGCCGCAGUACGUGCUCGAUCCCGAGAGCGGCGAGUGGCGCCACCACACCAACAGCGUCUUCAAGGAUCGUCGCUGGCUCGGCGCGAUUCGCUACACCGACGGUCGCAUGAGCGCCACCGAGAGGCGCAUCUCCGGCGCCGGAGUCUUUCCCCAGAGUCACGGCGACUGCCUGCACACGGCGCGCAACACCUUCAAUCGAGCCCGCAAAAUGGCCCAGAGGAGCCAGAUGCAGGUCGAGCGCAGCGUUUUCUACGACGAGAAGAGCGAGUCCCUCAGGUGGUUCAUGCUGCCGCACGAGGCGCAGGAUCUUUUACUCGGCCAUUCGCAGAACGUCAAGCACAACGUACCCUUCGAUCCAUCUAACUACAAGCUGGCUUUACUCGAGGCUUCCUGCGGUAUCCGUAGGUUGAACAGCGACGGUCCACGGCCAGGAUACAACCCACACAAUCCGCCGAUAGUUAACUCGCCGCGUCACCGGAGCUUACCGGCCCUCAGUUGUCCGGUUGAAUUGAAGAUUCGACAGCGAAGCGGCAGCACGAAAUUGGACGACGAGGAGCCACCUCUGCUGCUUCUGGGUCAAAAGUCACCAGCCACUUGUCCCACCUCGCCCAUGCCAACCACGAAAUUUGCCGUCGGCGAGGCCGUUACAACCGCUGCUGCAAGCAUUUUAGGCACGAGUCCGGUGAAGAGUUGCACGAUCGCCACGGUAAACACAGACGCCAGUCCAACCAAACAAGAGGAUACAAAAUCAUCGACCAGUGAGAGCAACAACAGCGACGAGUCCGAUGCCUUGUCUUUCGUCGCUCGCACUCGUUGCAACUCGCUCGGCAGUUCGGCAAAUUGUCGCUCGAGGAGCGCCUCCAAUGGUACUACCAGUACACCGGUGCCGAUACCACUGAGUCCGCAGACUUUGGCCAGUUUGGGUAUUGCAGCCACCAAUGGCGCCAACAUGCGGCAUCGUCACUGCAGUUGUAGCAGUCAAACGGACCUGAAUGGAUCGCUCGAUCCCGAGAAUAAUAAUUGUAGCCCCGGCAGAUCUGCAUCUUCGCUGGGACAUGUGCCUAACACCUCACCUGGUGGUUCUUGUUCGUCUUCCUUUGAAUCGGCACUGAGCGGCACUAGACUCGGACGAUCGUCUCCCGUAUUAUCGUGCGGAAUGAGCCACAGUUCGGAGGACGAUUUGCGCGCCUAUUUAACAGAGGUCACCAAAGAAUUAGCAACCGAGAUCAAGUCCGAAAUUCGUGAGGUCAUUUCUAAAGUCGACGAUGCGCUGUCUGAGACCAUCACCAACGAUUCGAGCGUGCUUUAUCCGCGUCAAGUUGAAAAACAGCAACAACAGCAGCAGCAACAACAGGAUUCGUCUUUCACAGCCAGCGACAUAGCCGACUACCUCAUGGAACUUUCCAAAGAGAUGGCCAGCGAAGUUAAGUCGGAGAUCCGAUGCAUGGUCAAUUCCGUCGAUGGAUUGAACAGGUACUCGCCGGAUGACAAGUCGUCUUCGGGUUGCGCCUCGCCGUCGGAACGCCGUCGUGGCUUUUUCCAUAGCCAAAACUCAUCGCGAUCGCGCACCCCCAUACUGCCGAGCAGCAAAGUCAGUGAGCUCGCUCAGCAGGACAGCAAGAUGUCUUCCGAGUGCUCCUCCGACGAGACCGUCAUCUACGUGGUUAAAUCAUCGUCGAGCAGUGCUGACAAGGACAGCAGCGGCGACAAGAAGCGAGUCAAGAGUAACACCGACGACGAGGAGGAUCACAGCGAGCCGGAAAAGGCCCUGCCACCGAAGAUCUAUUCGACCGUCAAUUCGGUCAGCUCGCAGGACAGCGGAAUCAAUUUGUCGUUUCACGAGAGCGACCGAUCAGUCGAUGGUACGCUCGGACCGGAGUUGGGUCGCAGUAGCAGUGCCGAGUCUACGUUCUCGCGACGGCCCCGUUUUCACACGACAACCUCGAGUAACUCGCUGCCUCUUGGCAAACCCGCCUAUCGAGCUAAUCAAAAUGACGAUCUGUCCGAGGACGACGAGAUAUUUUUCUCUGCCUCGCAGCAGCACAGCAGUGGCGAGAGUAGUGCCGGUGAAGAGCAGCUUGGAAUAAAUGGUAGCAGUCUGUGGCACUGUCCACCGAAAAAUAUUUGGAAACCUGCGGUCGAAGCCAUGCAAGAGUACGACAUGGUUAAAGACGGAGAUCGGGUCCUCUUGUGCUUGGCAAGCAACGGCAAGAGUUCCAUGACACUACUCCACACUCUACAUCAGUACCGAUUUUAUGCGCGAUCCAAGGGUAUCGAGUUCGAGAUCGGUGUCGCUAACGUGACAACGAGCGAAGACGAGGACUCUUCUGCAGCAGUUGCAUACUUCGAGGCUCUGUCGGUGCCCUACUUCUCCGAGCCCGUCACCAAAGAUGAAUUGACAGAGAAACCUGUAUCAGCGUCUUGCACGACUUUUUGCGAAAAACCAAUCAGAGCCAAGCUCUACAAUUUAGCAAAGAAAAAUAAUUACAACGUGUUGGCGCUUGGGCAAAAUCUAGACGAUCUCACUGAAGGAUUUUUGGGAUCAGUUUUCAGUCAUGGUAAGCUACGAACCAUGAAAGCACAUUACUUCAUCAGAGAGCAAGAGCUUCGAGUAAUCAGGCCCUUCGUGUACGUUAGAGAAAAAGCACUGGUGCAAUUUAUCGAAAGCAAAAAGCUACCCAUUUUUAAGGAAACUCUUCCCUUGGAAACAAUCCAGAAAAAAAGUGACGACCUGAUAAGCCGUCAAGAGGCCUCGCAUCCACGUGUGUACUGGUCGAUACGCUCGGCCCUGCGACCGCUAAUCUCGGCACAGAAUUUGAACACCGAAAACGAGUCGCCGUCACAGAAACGUCAGCAUCAACAUAGGCGGCCGCGCACCAACUCGUUCAACAAUACGUCGUCCAACAGUCCAAGCUCGACAACGAGCAGUAGCUCGUCAAUCUCUUCGAUGGCCUCCUCGACGCAACAGCCGGAAGACGAAGAGACGGACGAGGAGCCGGUUUUGUGAAAUUCGUCGCUGGAGCUCGUCGAUUGGAGCUCCUCGACGACGAGGCGGCGCAGUCUUUUCGCCACUAAACGGCUCGGUAAUGCCGCACGACAAUACUAGGGGCGAAAAGAGGCACGCACGCACAUUCCGAUUUUUUAAGAAUAAGACACCGAUUAAAAGGGUGAUAAAUACUCUUAAACACACAUACGUUGUUCAAAAUUAAACCUCAGAAAAGAUGUUUUCUAAUUGGCCACUUGUGAAGAUGUCGUAGUUUUAAUUACAUUAAAAUAAUGUUUUGAAUCAACUUUAAAAAGUUCAUGUCGCGUACAAGUUGAGCUAUAUAGUAAAGUGGCAUUGACUGAAUUGAGGUUACGCAACGUGCCACCGAGUGAUACGUGUAUAUUUCUUCUUUUUUCAUUGUAAAUGUCUCAUCCGUCACUUUCUCUCUCUUUUUUUUGUCUGUCUUUCUUUCUUAAUCUUCGAUUGUCGUUGUUCGCAAGCUCGUACGCACACGCGAUUAUUUUUUAUAUUUUUAUAAAUGGAGGUGUGCGUGCAAGCGCGUGAUCAUCGUUAAAUUGUGAUUUCGAGCUUUCGUACUUGAAUUUUUACAAAAAGAAUUACAAUGAAAACUGAAGUUUUCCAUCGUUAAGACUAAAAUUUAAUCUAAUAAAGAAUGAUACUUUCUCUUUUCCAUUUUUGCUAAUCUUUCCUAUUGUGUUGCGACUUUUUAUUCAAUUAUGCGAAUUAUUGUAUUAAGGGUUCUUCUUUAUACCAGAUUUAGCUUUUGCAAUUGUCGCAACGCAUUGACUCUAUACAUACUCCGUAGCUUUCGUUCGUUUUAUUAAACUUAUUUAUUGUGAGGGCAAAAGCAACAUUAGCAUUUUACAAACGGUGUAAAAUAUUUAGUGUAUAUUGCUCGGCGCUUUAAAAGGUAUAUUCCUCUUACGCUGUAUUAUACAAAGAAAAAAAUGAAAAUAAAAACAAAAUGUGGCAGCAUUUCAACUGUCGUAUUAUGGCCUUUAUGAUUUUAAGGACGUAAAAAUGCUAAGCUAAUGAUGAAAAAGCUUUUAUAAUAGAACAGAAGCUAUUUUCUUAUCGAACUUUAAAGCACAAUUGCAUGACGAGUUUGAAAAAGCUUGAUGAAUUUGCAAGCAUUGUAGCUUGAAAAAAAUUUGAACUAGCUGUAAUAAACAUUGUAUACAUGAUAGUGUCGGUGAAUAGUACGAUUAAUACUAAAAUGUAAAAAAAUCGGCUGCUUGCUUGUUCCCUGGAAACGAGAAUUUAUGGAGCCGAAUUUUGAAAAAUAUUUAACUCUGCAUGUUUCGUAGAUACCUAAAUGAUUUUAAUUUUGCAAAUACACUAUAACGUAUAUUAUAGAUGUGCAUAUGCGACGUAUUUUAAAGCUGAUGAAAAGGGCAUAUUUUUUCCUCUGUAAAUAGUGAGAAUGUAUUCCUCAUGUUUGUAGAUUAUAAAAAGGUAUAAAAUACAUAUAUCAAAUGUUUAAUAAAGUUGUAUUGACAAAAGUUGAGAAAAAAAUUUUCAAUCUAUAAAACAGUACUUAAGGCGUCAACAUAUUGAUGUCCAAUGAAAAAAUGUAAAAUAACGAAAAAAAAAGAAAAAAAAAUAACCGACGACGCAAGUUUGUUUCCGAUUGCAAGGCUUAUUGUAUGGAUUCAUCGCUAUUGGAUCUGUCAAUAAUAUACAUUCAUAUAUAUCCAACUGGCGUAGAAUGUAAAUAUUGGAUAAAAGAAAUUGCUUGUACCGCUUAAAGAAAACAAAAAUAAAAAUCGAGGCACUCGCGAAAUUAUUGAAUGCAACAAAAAAAAACAGUUCAUGUAGCGCUAAAUUUCACUUAUUUUUGCUGUUUACAAUCACCAAUGUUUUAAAAGCUAUGCUCAUAAAAAAUUUUCUGUACAUUAUUUCUAUUUAAAGGAGAUCGCACUUUACUGCAUUUUUGCGUCGCAGUGCAUUGCACGUUAGCCAGGCAAAAUGAUUAUCCGGUUAUAAACAGAAUCAUUUUUGAAUGUUAUCCGUUACUCUUCAAACUGUGCCUGAAAAAGCAUGAGUAAAUAUUCCUUUUGUUAAAUUUUGUGAACCUGCAAAAAAUAUAUGAGAACGUGAAAAAAGUGAAGUAACUAUUAUGAUUAUUUUGAAUGAUGUUUCAGGGUGUGUGAUCUUUACGUUACCUUUUUUAUAAGCAAUGUAUUUCAAUGCCAUUAUCAUGACAUAUAUUUAUCAAUUUUUUCAUUCAUUUUUUUACGUGGUUCGAAUAGGUACAUGAGAGCCGGGUAAGAAUAAUUGAAUUAUGUACCAUUGUUACAUAUUAUAUAUUGUAAGGCUAUCCGUGUCUUGUGUAAAUAUUUCAUAUUGUUUGAUAAUUGUGAAGAAAAUAUCAUAAAUAAUCAGCAGCCAAAAUGAAAUCACGUUGUGAUUAUAAAACAAACAAAUUUACUGACUAUUUGAAAAGACUUGAAUUAAAAAACCAAGAAUCGUAAAUUUUGUCAGAAUAAUCUUUAUUCUGACUAUAUCCGAUUCACACAACGAAUUUUCUUCCACAUUACUGUAUAACCAUUUGUUAAUUGUAAUUUUCAUAUUAAUUUUAAGAAAAUUUACCGAAACGCAUGUAGUACCUUUGACCCAACCAUCAACGUUGUUCUCUUUACCUGCUUUCUCCCUUUCUUCGGAAGGGUUAACGCGACUUUUUAUAUAUGUGUACGAAACGUGUUUAUGAAAAACUAAAUGAUUAAACAUGAAGUCUAUUUACUCGUAGAUAUAUUUUCCUGAUUCACAAAUGUACCUUGACGAACGAACGACUGGGUCGCAAAGUUUUGAAAACUUAAGGAAAAAGUUCUUGAAUUUACGACGAAAAACUUAUUAACCCUUGUACCGUUGGAUCGUUUAUGUACAUUGAGUCUCAUUAUGUGUCAGGUGAUGUAAGAAACAAACCUAGAAAAAAAUCUACGUGUAGAUCUUAUAUUUUCGGAGCGUUAUGGAUACAUUGUUAUUGUAUAGAAAUGUAAGUUUAUUUAUCACUAAUAAAAGAGAAAUUAA